Jatropha curcas is the source of this 1828-nucleotide messenger RNA. RefSeq names its product cytochrome P450 81Q32. The record is from RefSeq and is a predicted model, not a curated record. NCBI's taxonomy places the organism in Eukaryota, Viridiplantae, Streptophyta, Magnoliopsida, Malpighiales, Euphorbiaceae. Gene Ontology annotation, molecular function: oxidoreductase activity, acting on paired donors, with incorporation or reduction of molecular oxygen; iron ion binding; monooxygenase activity.
CCUCCCCAAAAUUGAAGUUACACUCACACCUCACGCUUGUCAAAAGCAACUCAGACAGGAAGACUGAUCUACAGUUACUUAGCUUUGUUAUAAAAACAAAACUUCUGCUCUCGUUCUGCUUCACAGAAUCAUAAAACAGAUAUCAGAAUGAAUGAGAUAUGGUUUUAUUUCCUUUCUACCUUUUCCUUAAUCUUUCUUCUUUCCAAGCUCUUUUCACUCAAACAAACACAGCACAAAAAAAUCCCUCCAAGGCCACCUGCAAUUCCCAUAAUUGGCCAUCUUCAUCUCAUGAAAGAACCUCUCCACAGAACGUUACAGAACAUAACAGAUCAGUAUGGUCCAAUCGUAUCCCUCUCAUUUGGUUCCCGUAAUAUUGUCGUUGUAUCAUCCCCAAAUUUACUUGAAGACUGCUUCCAUAAAAACGACCUUCUGUUUGCCAAUAGGCCUCACCUUUCCGCUUUCAAAUAUCUAGGGUGUGAUUACACCACUCUAGGUACUUCCCCUUAUGGCGACCACUGGCGAAACCUCCGUCGUAUUGCUUCGGUUCAAAUUUUCUCAACAAAUAGGCUUAACAAUUUCGACAGCAUUAGACAGGAUGAAGUUAGAAUCUUGCUUAAAAGCUUAUUUGCAAAUUCGCAAACAGGUUUCACGAAGGUAGAGAUGAAAUCGAGGUUAUCGGGCCUGUCUUUUAAUAUUAUAUCGAGGAUGAUAUCUGGGGAGAGAUACUUUGGAACAGAGGUGGAAAAUUUGGAGGUGGCUAAACGCUUUGGCGAUAUUUUGAAGCAGACUGCUGAAGUGAGUGGAGGUGGAGCAAGUGCAACAUUAAAUCUAGGGGAUUUUUUGCCAUUCCUACGGUGGGUUGAUUUCCGAAGGAUAGAGAAAAGGCUGCUCAGAUUGCAGAAAAAUUUGGAUGAAUUUUGCCAAAGUUUGAUUGAUGAGCAUCGAAAGAAUAAUAAUUCUUCCUCACAAGAACAAGGACGGCCUAAGACAAUGAUCGGUAAAAUGCUAUCUUUACAAGAAUCUGAACCUGAGAGCUAUUCCGAUGAAAUCAUCAAAGGCUUUAUACUGGUUAUGCUACUUGGGGGAACUGGAUCAGCAGUAGCAGUGGAGUGGGCAAUGUCGCUUCUUCUUAACCAUCCUGAGGUUUUAAAGAAGGCCAGAGCUGAGUUAGACAAAAUUAUUGGUCAAGAAAGAUUGGUAGGGGAAGACGAUUUUCCCAAGUUGCCAUACCUGCAGAGCAUAAUAAACGAGACACAACGACUGUACCCAGUAGCACCACUUGUGACGCCACAUGAAUCGUCCGAUGACUGCUUCAUCGGAGGAUACUAUGUACCGCGAGGCACAAUGUUGCUGGUAAAUGCUUGGGCUAUUCACAGUGAUCCAACAGUAUGGAAUGACCCAACAAAAUUCAGGCCUGAGAGAUUUGAAGGUUUAGAUAAAGAUGCACAUAAAUAUAAACUGAUUCCAUUUGGGCUGGGAAGAAGGGCUUGCCCUGGAGCCCCUCUUGCAAAUAGAGUAAUGAGCUUAACCUUGGCCUCAUUAAUUCAAUGCUUUGAGUGGGAAAGGCCCAGUGAGGAGCAAAUAGAUAUGUGUCCAGGAACAGGAGAUACUAUGCCGAAAUCAAAACCUUUGGAAGCCAUGUGCAGAGCACGUGAGUCUAUGAUUAAUAUCCUCCAUGAACUGUAAUUACUGUUUGUAUUUAAUCAUUGUUAUCUAAAUUAGUUGUCUUAUAGUUGGUUUUCCAGUUUUUUGAUGUUGUUUGAUCUUUUUUGGAGAAGUGAUGCGUUGGGAACUUGAUUAAAGCUGUUUUUCCAGUUUGUCUCUGCCA